GAAUUCUGAAAAACUAACGCUUGCAGUGCAAAGAAGGUAGAGCACGAUGGUUGAGUUGUCACGAAGCCUGGUGUACCUGGGCUGCCUGCUAGUGUCCUCCACUCUCCAGAUCCAGACGGUGCGGGCGGCAAAAGACGUGGUGAGCCAACUGAAGCUUUAUCCACAAAAAACGAUGAUCGACGCGACGUGGGAGCUGCAGGAGCCAACUGGUGAAGUUAUUAGGUACCUGGUAUCAUGGAUACCUGAUGGAGUAGGCGUCGCUACUGCAUCGUGUUACGUUAACUCGUCUGCUACCAGCACCUCGGCCUGCGAUGUAUACCCGACCUUAGACAGCUGCACUCUCUACACCGUCACGGUGCAGCCCAAGGCAUUGGGUGGGAGCACUCAGAUCAACACUGGCACCCCAGCGUCCGCAGCAGCCUACACCCUGCAGGAUGUACCGCCAGCGGGAUCACCUCCUGAAGUAUCAUCCGUGGCAAGUCGUAGCGUGACUCUGACGUGGACCAAACCUGCCACUAAAUGCGAGGUCGUCAACUACACCGUUGUGUACAGCGGUCAGGUCAUGUGGGGAAACCACGCAACCUUGGAGGUUAAUUCUGCAUAUUCCAAGACUACGACGAUAAAUAUCGCUGGUUUGACGCCGUACAGCAACUACUCCUUCUCUGUUGUGGCGGCGACUGCAGCUGGGAAGGGGGAGCCUUCACUGCCAACCUAUUGUGUAACGCAGGAAGAUGAUGACAAUUUCAGAAAGAACUUGAACAACGAUUCGACGUCGACCUCCUCGUUCCCUCCUUCAGAGCCAAACAUCGGGUUGAUCGUGGGCAUGCUAGUGGGUAUCUCUUUGUUCCUCAUGGUCUUGGGUCUUCUAAUUUACUUCAGACGCCAAAUUGGCGCGUCUUGCUGCAAGGAGGCACCGGCAAAACAUAUUGAAUCACCAUCUAAUAAAAUUGAAAGAGACACGGCAGGCAAUAUCCCACUAGCUGACCAGCGAUACACGCAGAUGUCUUCGGACGCGGGUAGUCAAUAUGAGAUACCUUUGUUGACCCCUCCACCCCAGCUGAAGAUAUGCUUCAUGUAUAUACUUUAUUAA
This is a messenger RNA of Hyalella azteca, 1090 nucleotides long. RefSeq lists its product as uncharacterized. NCBI's taxonomy places the organism in Eukaryota, Metazoa, Arthropoda, Malacostraca, Amphipoda, Hyalellidae. Gene Ontology annotation, molecular function: protein binding. The transcript is spliced from 6 exons. The record is from RefSeq and is a predicted model, not a curated record. Bases 47 to 1090 code for a protein of 347 amino acids.